Molecule: messenger RNA, 1354 nt
Organism: Agrilus planipennis (emerald ash borer)
Lineage: Eukaryota; Metazoa; Arthropoda; Insecta; Coleoptera; Buprestidae
Exons: 4
Coding region: 132-1115 (327 amino acids)
Source: RefSeq, a predicted model, not a curated record
AUCAAUUAAACAUGUCAAAUUGACUUCAAUAAAUUUAAGUAGCAACCCCUGACAAUCAAUCAACAUUAAUUCGAUCCAUUCGGCAAUAAUCCGUCAAAAUUUCAAUAGUUAAUAUUCUUUUAAAUUAAAAAAUGCCCCAGAACAGAAUGUCGGUUUGUAGUAAAUGUCAGGACCCACUACCCGAAUUCGACUUCGUAACAUGCAGUUCGUGCAAGGGAAAGUUGCAUUACGAAUGUGCCGGAGUUCGCGAGUCGAACUGGAGGAAAUGCAGUUUAGAACUGAAGAGGAACUGGAAAUGCUAUGCAUGUCGUCAACGGCAGGACAUCAGGUACAAUGAAAGAAACGGUGAAAUCCCGAACAACCACAGUGGAAACGGAAAUAACCAAACGGUAGCAACCAAACCUGAUACCGUGGCUACCAAAAAUUAUAAUGAGAGUGGAGUGUCGCCUGUGAUCGAAAGCCUGAAGGUGAUCGUAAAACAGUUGACCAAAGACGAAUUAUCAGAAGUCAAGCGGAAAAUAUCGGACAUCGAGUCGGUAUUUACCACGUAUUCCGAAAAGCAAGACGAAUUUUCCGUUUUAACGAACAAACUGACAAAAGAGUACUCAAAACUGAAAAACGAGUGUGACCAUUUGCAAGAGCUGAACCGAAAAAUUGAAGGCGACGUUACAGAUGUGAAACUGAAAGCCGAAGAAAUGCGAUGCGUGUGCAGCAUGCAAAGCGUCAAGCCCAAAGAUCAUUAUCUUCUUCCAAAAUUGUCCAAUCCCUCAAUGUCCUCCAGAAGAUCGAUCCAAAGUCCUCCAAAGAAGUCCUAUCAGAUACCGAAACGACUGAGUCUGAUUCCAAUUCGACCAAGAAAAAGUACAGAGGCCACGUCGUUACGAACCUACGAAUCCAACAGGGAUCUAGUGAGCUACACGUCAGGAAAAGCACUAACUCACAUCUACGAUUACGAAGCCUUCGGACGGUACAUUGCGAACGAAAUAUCCAGUUUAACUAUCGACAAGAACCAAAGGAAAUUGAGACUAGAUAUCAUUAAGCUUUGUCUCGACUAUCACGACAAAGAAGAUGACGAUAAUAAUAUUUUCCCUCAUAAGCAGAUCAAUACAGAGUAGUACACUACCAGAAAACUAACCUAACAACAUUUAUGACGACAUGGAGUCAGUAGCUAGUCAGUGACAGAUAUAUUAUGUAAUAUGAAUUAUAGCAAUGUUAUUUUAUACUGUUAUGUUAUCACCAGCUUGUUCAAGGUCUAAUUCAUACAAAGAUCCUUAAUCUCCUUCAUAUGUCCAAUUGAUUAAUACGAUACCUGUAAAAGUUUUUCAAAUAAAUUAAGUGCGUAGUCCUGAUAGAA